AUGGACGAUGCUGCAGAUGGCUCGGGCUUCAACGCCUACACUGCUGAGGGGGAACAAUCACGCUUUCUUGAAGGUCUUGAGGACGUGAACGUGUCGUCGGUGGUUGAGAAUGGCGAGACGAGCCAGGGAGCAGCGCAGCCUGUCAAGUACCAGGUCGCCGAUCGGGAGCAUGCGCUCGAAAAUGGCCAUGGUGGAGGCGCGGAUGGCGGACCGCCGUAUCAUGGGUCCAACAACGACAGUAAUCUUCAGGCUGUCGCUGCAGCUGCUGCCAUUGCCGCCGCGGUAAGGCAGCAUCAGGGUGAGCAGGGCAAUCACGAAGGCCGUGACCACGAGCAGAACGAUCACCUUCAUCGCCCACAGUCUCCUCUGGACGAGUCUAUGAACGCUGCGGCUCACGGCGAGGACGGCAGCCAUUCGCCUGCAGAAGGCGCAGAGGACGCAGAUGAGACUGGCGAUGGAUCCUCGAAGCGCAAAAAGACGAAGGAUCUUAGUCCAGGGCCGGACAAGUCACGCAAGCAGAAUUCAUCCUGCGAUGUUUGCAGGGGAAGGAAGGUCAAGUGCGUACGGGAACCUGGAGAAGACAAAUGCAACGAGUGCAAGAGAAAGAAGACUGCAUGCACCCACUUCUACGUUGAAAUGGUCACCAAGGGUCCAAGGCGGCCUAGCAAGCGUCAAAAGGCCGCUCACGCGGCAGCAACGGAGGCCUACGCUGCUACGCCUUCGGACGACAAGGAGCUGCUAUCUCCUGUUGUUCGCUUCCUGCUCUUUCAAGAUACUCCGAACUAUACACCAAGUCAAGCGCCACCUUCUCCAGCUAAUGGUAUCAGCUCUAAUUCGCUACCGGCUAAUCGUCCCAAAUUGCCAUCUGCUGCCGAGUCGAGACUACACAUCGGAUCUGCCCGGGCAACAAUGAUCUCACAUCUUGUCCAAGCUUACUUUUCCUUCGUUCAUGCCCGCUAUGCCAUUAUCGAUCAGACACCGUUCCACUCACACUUUGGUCCAGAGGGUGAUCAAGGGCAAGUGGCAAGCACAUCUGGGAGCAGCAAUGCACCUACCACCCCUGCCUCUUCGGAUGUCAUUUUUGCAGCGAUCUUAGCAUGGGGAGCCCUCUUCAGCGAGUCCCCUAUUUUGGUAGGCGAUCGCAAGGAAGCGGAGCAGCGCCUCGGUCCCGACGAGAGGUCAAAGCGAAGCGCAGCUGUGAAUGGGCAGAGCGACCCUGCCAAUAUUGACGAGAGCGCUACACCAGUUGGGACUUCGCGAAUUGCACAAGACAUACUGCUACGUGCUGUCGAAGUUUUCGAGGCUCACAAGGGGCAUCGCCAUGCCACUCUCGAUACCGCAAGAGCUGCACUCCUCUUGGAGCCUCUGCUUGUUUCGGCUCGCAGACGGCCAUUCUCGCAACGCCCAGUGGACGCUCCCUUCCAGAUCAUGGGUGAUACCAACCAACCUCAGCAUCGCAUACUUACCCGACCUUUCGUUCAUCAAAGCGGUACGUGGCAACGGAUUGCGCUCAGUCAUCUAAUGGAUCUGGGAUACCACACCGCCGCGGGUGUUGCGACUAUACAUGACGAGAAGGAAAGGCGCUCAGCGCUUAUGACGUGGCGCCUUGCCAGCGCGCUCGAUGCACAGCAAGCAGCUCUCUUCCGUCGCAAGGCUUUCAAUGGCGACGAAGACUCGACAUGUGGUGACCCGGAGCCCUCGCAGGAUACUCCUAUCGGACCACUCUCACCGCACUCGUCUGGGGAAGGCUUUGAGGUCUGGUUGGCUGCGUCGAAGGCAGAUGCAAACAUCAACAGGCUCGUCGCAAAGACUCUAUGGGCACCGAGCGUCCAGCUUGCGGGCAUCCCUGUAGACGAGGCCCAGCUGCUUAUUCGUAGCCUCACUCAGUGGUCGGAAGAGUGGAUGGAGAGGGUAGGCCUACCGGUAUCGCGCUUCCAACCGUGGGACUUUUCCGCCUCUCUGACCGCCGCCAAUUUCGAAAUGGGCUUCCACGUCAAGUGGAUCCUUCUCUGGGAAGCACUCGACGAGAUCGGCUUCUCGUCCUCUUCCCUCGGUUCUAUCUCCGCAGAAUCCGCGUCACUCUCCACCGUAAUAAAAAAGGUCAACGAUGAAGCCCUCUCCGGCGCGCUGCGCAUCGCCGAAGUCUCUUCGUCCCUCGCCGACGCGGGAUGGAUCAAGCUCGACGCAGGCGGCAUCUGUCUGCCAGCUAUGAUCGAGACUGCCUACUUCCUCGCCCGCUUCGACAGACAAAAGGAGACAAACGACGUCAUUCGCGCUAUCAGACAGUAUGGUCGGGUGCUAGACAUCGCUUACGAAGUGUCCAAUGAACUCGAACUCCUCGUAGCUGCCCUCUCUGGCUCGAGCCCGCAGAGUGCAGCAGUGGGGCACGAAGGAGCACAGGGACCAUCCGAAGAGCUGUCUGCGCAGCCUCAAAACCAAUAUAGUCUGGAAAACCAGCAGCAGCAGCAGCAGCAUAGCCACCAGCGCCAUCACCAGGACGACCAGCAUGAGGCUCAGACGGCGGCGGCGGCGGCCGCGGCCGCCGCCGCAGCAGCAGCAGCCGUCAUGGUCGACGAUAACACCCAUGCGGGGGAGACGGCGGCUACUGGGGAGAUGAUGGAUGAGAACGAGCUUGACCAGGUCUGGAAGGCGGAUGAGGAUUAG
Microstroma glucosiphilum is the source of this 2664-nucleotide messenger RNA. RefSeq lists its product as hypothetical. Gene Ontology annotation, cellular component: nucleus. Bases 1 to 2664 code for a protein of 887 amino acids. NCBI's taxonomy places the organism in Eukaryota, Fungi, Basidiomycota, Exobasidiomycetes, Microstromatales, Microstromataceae. Gene Ontology annotation, molecular function: DNA-binding transcription factor activity, RNA polymerase II-specific; zinc ion binding. The record is from RefSeq and is a predicted model, not a curated record. Gene Ontology annotation, biological process: regulation of DNA-templated transcription. The transcript has a single exon.